Dipodomys ordii (Ord's kangaroo rat) is the source of this 1240-nucleotide messenger RNA. RefSeq names its product ankyrin repeat and SOCS box containing 13 (gene Asb13). Bases 60 to 896 code for a protein of 278 amino acids. The record is from RefSeq and is a predicted model, not a curated record. Gene Ontology annotation, biological process: protein ubiquitination; intracellular signal transduction; positive regulation of protein catabolic process. Gene Ontology annotation, molecular function: protein binding. Lineage: Eukaryota; Metazoa; Chordata; Mammalia; Rodentia; Heteromyidae. The transcript is spliced from 6 exons.
GCCGCGUCGCCGCUCCGGUCCCUGCACCCGGAGUCGCCGAGAGCCGGCCGGCGACCCGCAUGGAGCCCCGCGCGGCGGACGGUUACUUCUUGGGCGACGUGGGUUUCUGGGUGGAGCGUACCCCAGUGCAUGAGGCUGCCCAGAGGGGUGAGAGCCUGCAGCUACAGCAGCUGAUUGAGAACGGCGCCUGCGUUAACCAGGUCACGGUGGACUCCAUCACCCCCCUGCACGCGGCCAGUCUGCAGGGCCAGGCGCGGUGCGUCCAGCUGCUGUUGGCGGCUGGUGCUCAGGUGGAUGCCCGCAACAUUGAUGGCAGCACCCCUCUCUGUGAUGCCUGUGCUUCAGGCAGCAUUGAGUGUGUGAAGCUGUUGCUGUCCUAUGGGGCAAAGGUCAACCCUCCUCUGUAUACAGCGUCCCCAUUGCACGAGGCCUGCAUGAGUGGGAGUUCUGAAUGUGUGAGGCUUCUUAUUGAUGUUGGGGCCAAUCUGGAAGCACACGAUUGCCAUUUUGGGACCCCUCUGCAUGUGGCCUGUGCCCGGGAGCAUCUAGACUGUGUCAAAGUGCUGCUCAAUGCAGGAGCCAAUGUGAAUGCAGCCAAACUUCAUGAGACUGCCCUUCAUCAUGCAGCCAAGGUGAAGAACGUUGACCUCAUUGAGAUGCUCAUUGAGUUUGGAGGCAACAUCUAUGCCCGCGACAACAGGGGGAAGAAACCAUCCGACUACACAUGGAGCAGCAGUGCCCCAGCCAAGUGCUUUGAGUACUAUGAAAAGACACCUCUGACUUUAUCUCAGCUCUGCAGAGUGACCUUGAGGAAGGCAACUGGAGUUCGAGGGCUGGAGAAAAUCGCCAAGUUAAACAUCCCUCCCCGGCUCAUCGACUACCUUUCCUACAACUGAGCUGUAGGAAGAGGGCCGGGCAGACUGAUCACUCACCUAGCCUCAGGAGGCCGGUGUCCUGGGGCAUGGUUGUGGAUGUGACCCUGUGCUAUUUUUCUGGAACUGAUGCGUCAUUCCAGCAUAGGAGUAACCCCUCAAUUUUCUGCUUUUCACUGACUCCCUCUAAGGAAUGGUCAGGACAGAUGUCAAGGAGCCGGGCUGGAGACUGAGGGGCACGGUGGUUGAGUUUUGUAUGUUUGGGUUUCAUGCUGCAGAAAUACGAGGUCCCAGUCAUGCGUGGCCUGGAAUGGCCACACUGUGGACAUUCUGCUAUCUAGGCACCCUUUCUGAGGUACCAGUUAGCA